AUGGCAACGCCUCGUAGAAAUGGACAGCUGUCCUCAUGCGAGCCUUGCCGGAAGUCCAAACUACGAUGCGACCACCAAAGUCCCAUCUGCGGUCGAUGCCUCUGUCACGGCCAGGCCGAACGGUGCUUCUACCAUCCUGCUCCACUAACUCAGCCGCGCGCACGAACCUCCAGGGUGAUCUCGCGGAGACCCAAGAGGCAGCAGCGCCCGGACAAUCAGUUGGUUUUUCGUUUGGAUCAAAAGAUUUCCAGCACAGCCGCGCCAAGCCCACCGUCAGGUUUACCACCGCUUACAGGUGAGGGGGAUACGCUACGCGACCAGCAUAUCGCGCGAUGGACUCCAAAGGAGAAGAAGAGUCUGGGACCGGGAGUUCUAGGGUUGGUGUCCCCAAAAGAUAUAUUCCGGGAGUAUGAAGAUAUCCUGCGUGCCGAGGAACCAGACAACAUACCAACAGCCACAGUACCAACAACUACAUCUUCACCGAGCGACCCCAAUCAGGCGUUGCUAGGGGUCCAGGUUCUAUCACAUCUGCAGAAGAUCAGUUGGUUCCAUGAGAUCAUUGAAUUGAAGAACAAGAUAUCCCCGGGAUGGUUUCUCGGUCCUCCCUUGACUCGCGCCUUGUGUGAUUCUAUGGAGCAAAUGUAUGAUCGUGCAGUCCGCAACUCUCGGGAUACACAUGCAGCGCUGGCCACCUUGUCUCGUCAAAUAUUUGUCAACACAUCGAAAGAUGUCCGAACACAUCCGACCAUGAAUUUGCCUGAGUAUUUCGAUUCAAUAAGCGCGAGAUGGGAGACAGUCGGACUUGUCUUCGCGCUGUUGGGGACAGCAUUAUUCCAUACACCCGACGAUGACCCGAUCUUCACCCAUCGCAACCCGUGGAAACUUGAAAAAUGCCAGCUUAGAAAUAUCGCCACCGCCGUUGGAGAGAUUUGCUGCCAAUUUUGCAAUGGUGCUGGGACCACCAGCGAUCCAUUUUGCUGGCUCGUGAACCAGCAAAUAUUGACUUUGAUGUAUGGUGACAGCGACUACAGGGUUUGGCAAAGACUCGGAGAUCUAUCUACCAUCGUUUACGCGUUCGGUUUGCAUCAAUCCGGUGAAGACAUUGAAGAAAAAUUUCCGUUCUUCUUGGUAGAGAUACGAAAGCGAGUCAUGGUGUGCGCAUAUGCAAUUGAUAAGGAGCUAGCGACUUCUUUGGGGCGCCCCCCCCGGAUUUGCUCUCGAUACUGUGUUAUACCGCUCCCCUUGGAUAUAAGCUAUGAGGAUAUGGUGCUCUCACGCAGCGAAGCAGAGAAGGCAUUUCAGAAUCUCGACGCGAAUGGUUGGAACACCGAAGGGAAACUGACCGUUGGCGUCAGGCUUCGCAUCGUGCUACUGACAAGUUUGCUGCGAGAAAGUAUCCUAGAACUGUCUUUGAGUCCUACAACUCAGCACAUCCUAGCUAGAGCUGAAAAGUUGAUUCAGGAAUCCCGCCAAACGCAACAAGACCUUCCAUCGUUUUUGCACUGGGCCCCAGAGGAAGCUGCAGCGGGUGCUUACAGAUUUGCAAGAGACGAGGGCCGCAUCUUUGCUCACAUAGAAUUUACAUACCAGGAGUUUCUGCUGCAUCGAAUCUUGCUAAAGCGCCUUGGGAUAAACUCACAAGGUCUCAUUGAGAGCUCCUUGGAAAUAGUCACCACGCUGUUAGACAUUAUCGCCAUGCAGACCCGGCCUGCUCACUUGAUGGCGAAUAUGUCGUGGGAUUUAUGCUACAUGGGUCUUCCUGCUGCAGGCAUCCUGACUUCGAAACUGCUCUCGGAUAAUAGCUCUCAGAUGUCGAAUCCAUCAUCUACGCCGUUUCCUGCCAACGGUCGUUCGCUUACUAUCCAGAAGCUCAAUAAUUUUGUCUCUCAUCUAACCUUCCUCGUGCCGCCGCACGAAAGGGGUUAUGAGAUUGCCCAACAAGGAGCGAGAUUUAUUCGUCGUGUGCUCGAUCGAAUCCUUUCUCCUGCGUGUCCCCAGCCGGCCCCAUUGAUGCCAGAUAUUGAACUGUCUGAAAAUUGGCUUGACGGUUGUGAUUUGAACGGUGAUCUCGAUUUUAUGGCGUGGUUUGACAACAUCCACUGGUCACAGGAUCCUUUGUUAAACUUCACCUGA
Molecule: messenger RNA, 2133 nt
Organism: Penicillium egyptiacum
Lineage: Eukaryota; Fungi; Ascomycota; Eurotiomycetes; Eurotiales; Aspergillaceae
Source: the annotation of a GenBank genome assembly